Molecule: messenger RNA, 864 nt
Organism: Diachasma alloeum
Lineage: Eukaryota; Metazoa; Arthropoda; Insecta; Hymenoptera; Braconidae
Gene: eEF1beta
Product: elongation factor 1-beta'
Exons: 3
Coding region: 168-812 (214 amino acids)
Biological process (GO): translational elongation
Cellular component (GO): cytosol; eukaryotic translation elongation factor 1 complex
Molecular function (GO): guanyl-nucleotide exchange factor activity; translation elongation factor activity
Source: RefSeq, a predicted model, not a curated record
CGAUGGAGCUUCCUUCGUCCGAGAACAACCGGAACAACGUCGUGUCCCGUCUAGUCGACAAUUCAGUGCCUCUCGUUCUCAACUUCCCCCCUUUUCCGCCCCAAGUAGACGUGAGAGGUUGCACCGUCUCCCAAUUUUUAUUUAUUGAAGGAUAAAAUCAUAUUGCAAUGGCCAUCGGCGAUUUGAAAACCCCCAAAGGCCUCAAGGACCUCGACACUUACCUCGCCGAUCGCAGCUACAUCGAGGGAUAUCAAGCAUCCCAGGCUGACGUAGCGGUGUACGAGGCCCUGGACAAGGCCCCGACAUCGGCGAACCCCCACGUUCUGAGGUGGUACACCCACAUCAAGUCUCAGGAUCUGAAGAAGCUCCCAGGAGAGAAGAAGGCCCCCUCAGUUCUGGGUGGUGAGGCUGCCAAACCAGCUGACGACGACGAUGACGUAGACCUCUUCGGCUCUGACGAGGAGGAGGACGCAGAGGCUGCGAGGAUCAGGGAGGAGAGAGUGAAGGCAUACGCCGAGAAGAAGUCCAAGAAACCCGCCCUCAUCGCCAAGUCGAGCAUCCUCAUUGACGUUAAACCUUGGGGGGAUGAGACUGAUCUCAAGGAAAUGGAGAACUGCGUCAGGAAAAUUGAGAUGGACGGUCUCGUUUGGGGAAGUUCAAAAUUAGCAGAAAUUGGCUAUGGAAUCAAGAAACUCCAAAUCCUCUGUGUUGUCGAGGACGAUAAAGUAUCUGUCGACGAGCUUAUGGAGAAGAUCCAAGAACAUGAAAAUUACGUGCAGUCCGCGGACAUUGCUGCAUUCAAUAAAAUCUAAAUGAACUGCUUUGUCUUUUACCCUCGAAUAAAUGCGUAUUAAUUGUUUCUAA